Messenger RNA from Medicago truncatula (barrel medic), 582 nucleotides. RefSeq lists its product as uncharacterized. Lineage: Eukaryota; Viridiplantae; Streptophyta; Magnoliopsida; Fabales; Fabaceae. The coding region runs from base 1 to 582 and encodes 193 amino acids. The transcript has 6 exons. The record is from RefSeq and is a predicted model, not a curated record.
AUGUCUUCCAAAUACACUCCAAUCUCAGCUGUUUCUGGAGGAAGAAAGAAUCUCAAGAUGUGUGUGCGAGUUGCUCACAUUUGGUUGAUGAAAAGGUUUCUACAUGGUGGACGUAUUCACGCCACAGGUAGAAAAGAUUUGGUGGCAAAGUUCAGGUCCAUGGUUCAAGAAGGGGGUACAUUUCAGCUUGAAAAUGCAAUUGUAGGUUUUAAUGAAAGUCCUUAUAAGUUCAAGCCAUUCAAUGAAAUUCUCUCUUCAACUGUCGAGGAAGUAUCUACGGAUGUUAUUGGUCAUGUAAUUGAAAGAGGUGAUGUAAGGGAAACUGAAAAGGACGGAAGGAAAAGUAGGGUUACUGAUCUCACUUUAGAAGAUCUUGAAAACAACCGCUUGCAUUGCUCUCUUUGGGGUGAACAUGUUGACAAAAUUGUGACCUUUUUUGGCAACCAUGAUAACGACACACCUACUGUAUUAAUAUUGCAGUUUUGCAAGACACGUGCUAUGGGAGUUGCUAAUGCCUUUAAUGGGACUAAGCUGAUACUUAAUGGCGAUUUGCCUGAUGUCGCUGCGUACAUGACAUGGUAA